UUUGAUGUCUGAUUUGUGACAGCCUGAAGUGGGCGAAUUUCUGUUUUGCUUUUGUCUUCGGAGGUUCUAUAAAAUAAGACUGUGAAGUUCAACAAAUAUUUCAUGAUUGAAGAGUUAUGAUAUUUUUUACGACUAUAUAUCAAGAAAAUGCAUUUUUCUAUUCCUGAUUUGCAACAGUUUCGCGAUGACAACGGGAUCACUUAUACGGGCUACAACAUUUAUAUUGAUGGAUUCUUUCACUGUACCGCUCGGUACAAACAACUACUCAGCCUUCACGAGCAAUUGCAGGCUCAAUACCCGCAUUUAAAGUUGUCUGGGUUUCCAUCAAAGAAAUUUUUCUUAACUAGUUCUCAGUUAGAGGAGAGAAGAAUAUUGUUAGAAAAAUAUAUACAAUUGGUUGGACAAAAUCCUGUAUUUGCAAAUUCGGGAAUUCUGAUCACAUUCCUAUUUUCGGCUCAGCAGGAAACUCACUCUGUUCGAGUUCAUGUAGUAGACAUAGAAAUAUCUCUAAUGAAUGGCUAUAGAAUACCUCUGUCUGUGUCAUCUACAGAUUCUUCUAGUACCGUUUUAGAUAUUGCUUGUAAUUCUGUGAAUUUAUCAAAAGACUUGACAAAAUAUUUCUCUUUGUAUCUACUUAACUGGAGCUGUGCCAAAGACGGGCAACCUUGUUUAAAGAAAUUAGAAGACUAUGAAUCUCCAUACAUAUCACAAAAAUAUGUAAGACCUGAGGAUAAGAUUGUUUUAAGGAAAAGUUAUUGGGACCCUUGUUAUGAUAUGGACUUAAUGAUAGAUAGGGUAUCAUUGGACUUAUUAUACCUACAGCUUAUUGAAGAAGUAGAUUUGGGUUGGAUAAUUGCUGAUCAGCAAACUAAAGAAAUUCUAUCAUCCUAUGAAGCUCAAAAGCAAAAGCGAGAGUAUAUUGAACUUGCUCGUUCCCUGAGGCACUAUGGCAGUAUUCCAGCUGGGGAAGCUUUGACUGAUGCCGUGAACAUAGGUGAGGCGGAUGCGACUGUUAUCCGUGCUCGAGUUUCCCUAGCAUCCAAAGAAUUAACCCUGACGAGUGUCACUCAUCCGAGCCAUGAACAGAGAUAUAAGGUCACUAGAAUGCGAUGCUGGCGUAUUACAACCUUACAUAAUGUCGAACGAUCCCAAGCAAAUGGCCACGAUUCUCUUCUCGAUGUACCGAGUAAAAACUUCGAGCUGUCAUUUGAAUAUCUCAUUAGCAAAGAUAAUUUAGUAUGGGUCACACUUCGGACAGAACAUGCAAUAUUCAUAAGUGUUUGUUUACAGUCGAUCGUAGACGAGUUGAUGCGUCAGAAGAGCGGUGAGGGUCCAACGUCCCCACGCUGCAAGCGCGCGAGUCUCGCCUAUCUGCGGCGAGACGGCUCCACGCACCUCAUUACGCCAUCCUCCUCCAGUGAUACGCUCAGCUCCGUGAAUGGCGAUUCAUCGGGUAGUUCAAGAGAAAUAUUUUCUGUACAGAAGCUUACGGAAAAAUUUGCGUCUGUUGCCUUCAAAUCGGGAAAAGAUUGCGUGGAAAAUAAUGCCUUCGAAGCGAUAGGCGACGAAGAACUUUAAAUUUAUUUCCAAAGAGUAAAUCUCUAUAAACUCCGUUGCCAAUACUGUAUAGAAUAUAUGCAUGCCCCAAUUCUCUCGAAUUUGUACAGAUAAUAAAUAAUAAUCCUUGUAAAGAUUUUCUAGUUAAAAAUUAGAAAAUAUAUUUAAGAAAAAGUA
This is a messenger RNA of Vanessa tameamea, 1734 nucleotides long. RefSeq names its product sorting nexin-17 (gene Snx17). Bases 148 to 1578 code for a protein of 476 amino acids. The record is from RefSeq and is a predicted model, not a curated record. Gene Ontology annotation, molecular function: phosphatidylinositol binding. The transcript has 8 exons. NCBI's taxonomy places the organism in Eukaryota, Metazoa, Arthropoda, Insecta, Lepidoptera, Nymphalidae. Gene Ontology annotation, cellular component: early endosome. Gene Ontology annotation, biological process: intracellular protein transport; endocytic recycling.